Dreissena polymorpha is the source of this 1689-nucleotide messenger RNA. Its product is annotated as N-alpha-acetyltransferase 80-like. NCBI's taxonomy places the organism in Eukaryota, Metazoa, Mollusca, Bivalvia, Myida, Dreissenidae. Gene Ontology annotation, molecular function: acetyl-CoA binding; N-acetyltransferase activity. The transcript is spliced from 5 exons. Gene Ontology annotation, biological process: protein acetylation. The coding region runs from base 71 to 796 and encodes 241 amino acids. Gene Ontology annotation, cellular component: cytoplasm. The record is from RefSeq and is a predicted model, not a curated record.
UCAAUCUAUCAAACCGGUGGAUUUGAACAACAACAACAACAAGAAUAAUACAUUUCGCAACAAAAAUUAGAUGACUUUCGAACUCUUACCUUUGCACAAAAAUAAACAAUUCUCAACAGAAUGUGCAGAGAUUUUAAACGAAGAAUGGAAAAGAAGCAUGACCGCAAGAUUCCAUGCCCUAGAAAAGUCAAGAGAUGAGUAUCCAGUGAAUUUGGUUCUGAUUGAACAAGCUGGGACUUCAGAGGCUUUUGUUGUGGGACACAGUAGACUCGCCUUAGUACAGGGACAAACAGACAAGAGUUGCUUUCUUGAAUCUGUUGUAAUACGAAAGAGACUAAGAGGAAAGGGCUUAGGAAGAAUAUUAAUGGAGAAAACCGAGCAGUUUGCAGAAAAGGAGGGGUUUAAGGUUAUAUAUCUUACUACUCAUGACAAGGAGGAGUUUUACGCCCACCUUGGGUAUGAAAAGAGUCAACCAGUUGUGUCUUUUGGAACUGACAUCAUUCCUGAACAUUUGGUCAAACAAUUGACAGGCAACUUGGAUUCAGAAGAGCACUUAGCAUCGACCAUCAAACAUACAUGUGCAGAUACCGUCAAGAAUGGAAACCCUCCAGUAUCACAUGGGCCUACCACCCCAAAAGCUCCUUGCUCUGGCCCCAUACCCAGCUCUGUGCCACGCCCACCUGUGCCUGCCCCUCCCCCUCCUCCACCCCCUGUCGUCUCGAAACUUCAAACCAGCGACAUCAGCCGCUUUGACCCAGCUUGUAUAGUCUGGAUGAAGAAGCGGUUACAGGCCUGAAGCCAGUCCUUACAAUUUACAAUAAGAUAGGCUUGUAUGAAGGAUGUGAAAUUUUAAAUUGUGCCAGGCUUGAAGCUAUUCAUCACUUUACAAUGAGAUAUGUGUGUAUGAAGGAUGUGAAAUGUAAAAUUGUGCCACAUUCUGGGAAAACGGGCUUAAAUGAGUGCGAGUAAAGUGUCGUCACAGAUUAGCCUGUGCAGUCCAUACAAGUUGAUAAGGGAUAACAUUACGCCUAGACUGGAAUUUUAUUUAGUAGAGACUCCCUUUAAACCAAAAAUUCUUUAAAAGUGCAAACUAUUGCCCCUGAUCAGCCUCCUCGGACUUCACAGGCUAAUCUGGGACGACACUUACGCACAUGCAUUAAGCCAUGCUUUUCAAGAACACGGCUCAAUUGAUGAAGAUCAGAUUUGUUAUCAUUCAUGUGUUCAUAAUAAUUAUGACCCUGCAUUUUGUGGACUCAACUUCUCAACACACAUAUCAUGUUUCCGUCCUAAAUAUUAACAUUUGAUGUGUUCCCUCAAUCCUGGUAUAUUUAUAUAAGACAAGCCAUGUCUAAGGAGUUUGUCUUUUAUUUCAAGUCUAAGUAGUUUGUCUUUAAUUUCAAAGUUUGCAACUUGAGGAUAAUUUCUCAAUGUUUCUUGUGUAAAAUAUAAGCACUUUUUUGUUAAACUAUUAAAUAACAUGCCAAAUAAUGUCUUGAUUUCUGUUAUUUUGUUGCCAGAAAUUAAUUCAUUAUGUUUUUUUUUGGAAUACCCUGUAAAAUAAAAGGUACAGUUGUUUUCGUUAUUCUUACAUUUUAACACAACGUAAUACAAUAGUAUUUGAAAAUUUUAAAUAAUAUUUUUAUUAUUGUUUUUUAUAUAAAGUCAUUCUUGAAUAAAAAAUUUCCUGUU